CGCCCGGCAUCAAACGCCUGCGCAAUAAGUCAGCCUGGCGCAUUGUGGCUGUCGCCGAGCGGAGCUCUUCGCGACUCCGCGCCGUGUGGGGUCGUUAUUGACCCGCGCGCCGCCGGGUCGUUAGGCACUGGUGGCCCUGAGCGAUACGGGUCUUGUCCUAAGUCCUGGAUCCGAGGUCUGUGAGCAGCCACAAUGUCCAUCUUCACCCCAACCAACCAGAUCCGCCUAACCAAUGUGGCGGUGGUGCGCAUGAAGCGCGGUGGAAAGCGCUUCGAGAUCGCCUGCUACAAAAACAAGGUGGUCGGCUGGCGGAGUGGCGUGGAAAAAGACCUUGAUGAAGUUCUGCAGACCCACUCAGUGUUUGUAAAUGUUUCUAAAGGUCAGGUUGCAAAGAAGGAAGAUCUCAUCAGUGCAUUCGGAACAGACGACCAAACCGACAUAUGUAAACAGAUUUUGACUAAAGGAGAAGUUCAAGUAUCAGAUAAAGAGAGGCACACGCAACUGGAACAGAUGUUUAGAGACAUCGCAACCAUUGUGGCAGACAAGUGUGUGAACCCUGAAACAAAGAGACCAUACACUGUUAUCCUCAUUGAGAGAGCCAUGAAGGAUAUCCACUAUUCAGUCAAACCCAACAAGAGUACAAAGCAGCAGGCUCUGGAAGUGAUAAAGCAGUUGAAGGAGAAGAUGAAGAUAGAGCGCGCCCACAUGAGACUCCGGUUCACCCUGCCAGUGAAUGAAGGGAAGAAGCUAAAGGAGAAGCUCAAGCCACUGAUGAAAGUCAUAGAAAGUGAGGACUACGGCCAGCAGUUAGAAAUCGUGUGUCUGAUUGACCCAGGAUGCUUCCGAGAGAUUGAUGAGCUAAUAAAGAAGGAAACCAAAGGCAAAGGUUCUUUGGAAGUACUCAGCUUGAAAGAUGUGGAAGAAGGAGACGAGAAAUUUGAAUGACAUUCAUCAUUGUCUCCAGCUAUGAAACACUAAAAGCAAAGGCUUCUGCUUCAACAGCACUGUUUUAUUUCUGUGAUCUGCCAAAAACACCUGCUCAAACUAUCUGACAUUUCCUGUGUUGUGUUAAAUGUUUUAUAAGUAUAAUGUGGUAUGAUUUCAUUUUAAUUGUAAACAGGGGUUUUAGGAAAAAAUUAAGAACCCCAAAUACCAAGUCCAGAGUAGCAUUUUGCAACUGUCUCGUGCCUUUUUAGCUUUUUGAGACAACUCUUGUGGAUAAAAAGUUAAAAUUUAUACAUUAUAUAAGUAAUAUUAUUUGGGGUUGUGUCUGUGUGACAGGGAUGACUUGUAUCCUACUAUAAAACUUGGUGGUAACUUCCUGGUUACCUAAAGAUGACAUAUAAUGACUGCAGGACUUCACUGAGCAUGCUACCAUAACUUAGAUUAUUCUUCCUAAUUCUUAAAAGUUUAUAAUAUAUAUUAAUAUGGCUAAAAUUAUACGUAAUCAAUAAAACGUAUUUUUAUUAAACUUUGGCUUGUGUUUCUAAGCAGCUCACUGGUUCCCUUUCUUUCUCUGCCUUUGUGUGUGGUAGGACUGGGAAGUUUAAGUAAGAUUAAGUUUAGUGAAGAUUAAGUAAGUUAGGAUGCAGGGUGCUUAGAACGUGGCCUGUUCUAAUAAACACCUGAGAAAUCACAAUAGCAUUUGGCACAUCACUGAACUUAGUUAUUUUAGUAUUUAGA
This is a messenger RNA of Castor canadensis (American beaver), 1683 nucleotides long. RefSeq names its product SBDS ribosome maturation factor (gene Sbds). Lineage: Eukaryota; Metazoa; Chordata; Mammalia; Rodentia; Castoridae. The record is from RefSeq and is a predicted model, not a curated record. Gene Ontology annotation, biological process: cytosolic ribosome assembly; ribosome biogenesis.